AUGAGUAACGUCUUUUUUGCUUUAAUAUGGCGGGAAUGUUCUAAACAGGCACCGACUUGUUCGUUAACUAUCUCAGAAAUUAAUCUGUUUUUUUAACAAAUCAUUUGUGUUAUAAUAAUUAUUGUUAAAUCGUAUUUGUUUUUAUCAGCAUUCAUAUCGGUUUAAGUAUGGAUUUACCCUACAGAGCAGAAUACGCAAAAAGCGGCCGGGCUUCUUGUAAGGGUUGUAAAUCGGCAAUAGGACAAGGUACGUUAAGAUUAGCCGUUAUGAUACAAUCUCCAAAGUUUGAUGGUAAACAACCAAAUUGGUACCAUCACAUGUGCUUUUUUACCAAGCAAAGACCAAAAAGCGUUGACGAUAUUGAAAAUUACGAGACCUUACGGAAUGAAGACCAGGAAUUCAUUAAACAAAAAGUUGAUUCUACUGCUUCCGGUAGUUCUACAGUUGUACCAGCUAAAAAAGGAAAGAAACGCGAUGCCGAAAGCAAUAAUGCUUUAAAAGACUUUAAAAUUGAAUAUUCUAAAUCGUCGAGAGCCGCUUGUCGUGGAUGUGAACAAAAAAUUCUUAAAGAUGAAAUUAGGAUUUCUAAAAAAGAUUUUGAAACGGAUGUUGGAAAACGUUACGGAGGUCAAGAUAAGUGGCAUCAUCUUACUUGCUUUGCUAAUUUGCGCUCAGAAUUAGGAUAUUAUGAAAAUGGUGAUAAAUUACCUGGUUUUAAUGCAUUAAAAGCCGAUGAUAAAAAAGAAGUUAAAAGUCAACUUCCUGCUAUUAAACAAGAAGAUGUACCUGAAAUAAAAAAAGUCAAAAAAGAAGAAGAACUGGACCCUGUAGAUGUUGAAAUGAAAGAGCAAAAUAAAAUUAUGUAUAAAUACAGGGAUGAACUUAAAAAUAAUUUGAAUAAGAAAAGUUUGCAGCUUCUAUUAGAACGUAAUGAGCAAGAAAUUCCACCUGGAGAAGAUAACAUUUUAAAUAGAUUAGCAGAUAUAAUGACAUUUGGGGCUUUGGAACCUUGUAAAGAAUGCGGAGAUGGUCAAUUUGUGUACAGUAAAAUUGGUUAUGUAUGUAAUGGUGAUAAAACAGAGUGGACCAAAUGUAAUUUUACUACAAAAGAGCCAGCAAGAAAAAAAUUCGUUGUGCCAAAAGAAAUGAAGGAAGAAUAUCCUUUCUUAAAAAAAUACAAAUACGUUAAAAGGACGAGAAUUAUUAAAGAUGUUGCACCUUCCACUGCAGUGAAAAAAGAAGAUGAAGUUGAUUCUGGUCCAAAAGUUGAAAGGGCAAAACCCGCUUUGUACGAAAUGAAAUUUGUUAUUUUAAAAGUAAACGGUGAUAAGCAAAAAAUUAAAAACGAAAUUACAAAAUUAGGCGGUAAAAUUGUUACUAAAAUUGAUAAAUCGAUUAUGGCGGUUAUCUCAACUGAAGAAGAAGUGGAACGAAUGGGUUCGCGUAUUGCAGAAUCUCAAACUGAAGAUAUUCAAGUUGUUUCUGAGAAAUUUCUUGAUGAAGUCCCUAAUUAUCUUGAUCGUAUUCCAGAACUUAUUAAAACCACAUGCAUUUGCAGUUGGGGUUCUGAUCCAAACAUUCGUCUUCAAACAAAUAACGCAAAAUCGGAGAGUCUCAAAUCGAAAUCAAAAUCAAUGUUUGCAAAAUCGGGACCAAGUAAAAUUAAAUUAACUGUAAAAGGAGGAACAGCUGUUGAUCCAGAAUCGGGUUUAGAAGGUUCCGCUCACGUUUACGUCAACGGAUCUGAUAAAUUCACCGCUAUAUUAGGAUUAACGGAUAUUCAAAAACAAAAAAAUUCGUUUUAUAAACUCCAAUUAUUAGAAAGCGACAAAAAAAAUCGAUAUUGGGUAUUUAGGGCUUGGGGUAGAAUCGGAACAACGAUUGGAGAUAAUAAAUUAGAACCCAUGGAUUCAUUGCACGCGGCAAAAACUCAUUUUUGCCAAUUAUAUGAAGAAAAAAGCGGGAAUCAAUGGGAAAAUCGCAAUCAUUUUGUUAAAGUACCUGGAAUGAUGUAUCCAAUUGAUGUUGAAUACGUUGAAGAUAACAAAAUGGAAAUAGAUACUGAAGUACCCAGUAAAUUAGAUACUCCCAUACAGGAUCUUAUUAAAUUUAUUUUUGAUAUAAAUUCAAUGAAAAAUGUUAUGUUAGAAUUUGAAUUAGACACCGAAAAAAUGCCUUUGGGUAAACUAAGCAAAAAACAAAUCCAAAAAGCCUUUUCCGUUCUAACAGAACUCCAAAAUUUCGUCGAUAAAAAAUCAAAAAACAUCUCCGACUUUUUAGACGCCUCAAAUCGUUUUUACACCUACAUUCCACACUCAUUUGGAACUGAAAAUCCUCCAAUUAUCGAUAAAACCGAAAUGAUUCAACAAAAAGUUGAAAUGUUAAAUAAUCUCUUAGAACUCGAAAUUGCGUAUAAUUUAAUGAAAGGAAGCGGUUCCGAUCAUGGAAUUGACGCGUAUUACGAUCAAUUAAAAACGGAAAUCGCCGUUUUGAACGAUGAAUCUGAAGAAUUUUGCGUUAUCAAAGAGUAUCUUAAAAAUACUCAUGCAACAACCCAUGAUAAUUAUGAUUUAGAAAUUGAAAGAAUAUUCGAAAUUAAACGAAGUGGCGAAGAAAAACGUUACAAACCAUUCAAAAAAUUACAUAAUCGUAAAUUACUUUGGCACGGUUCUCGCCGCACUAAUUAUGCGGGAAUUUUAUCUCAAGGGUUGAGAAUUGCACCCCCGGAAGCUCCCGUUACCGGUUAUAUGUUCGGAAAGGGUAUUUAUUUCGCUGAUAUGGUGUCGAAAUCAGCUAAUUAUUGUUGCACUGAUAAUGUAAAUAGUACUGGGUUAUUAUUGCUUUGCGAAGUUGCUCUUGGAGAUAUGUUGGAAAAGGAGCAAUCAUAUUAUGUGGAAAAGUUACCUAAAGGAAAACAUAGUUGUAAAGGUGUUGGUAGAACUCAUCCUGAUCCAAACGAAAUUAAAAAGCUUGGUGAAGCUGAAGUUCCGGUUGGAAAACCAACACAACAAAAAGUUAAGAACAGCAGUUUGUUGUAUAAUGAGUAUAUUGUUUAUGAUGUUGCUCAGGUUCAUAUGAAAUACUUAUUACAGGUUAAAUUUAAUUAUAAAUAUUAAUAUUUGUA
Messenger RNA from Onthophagus taurus, 3124 nucleotides. RefSeq names its product Poly-(ADP-ribose) polymerase (gene Parp1). Gene Ontology annotation, cellular component: nucleolus; nucleus. NCBI's taxonomy places the organism in Eukaryota, Metazoa, Arthropoda, Insecta, Coleoptera, Scarabaeidae. Gene Ontology annotation, biological process: double-strand break repair; protein poly-ADP-ribosylation. Gene Ontology annotation, molecular function: NAD binding; NAD+ poly-ADP-ribosyltransferase activity; zinc ion binding. The record is from RefSeq and is a predicted model, not a curated record.